This is a messenger RNA of Megalopta genalis, 2160 nucleotides long. It is a transcript of the gene Sdc, whose product is annotated as Syndecan. Gene Ontology annotation, cellular component: cell surface; membrane. The record is from RefSeq and is a predicted model, not a curated record. Lineage: Eukaryota; Metazoa; Arthropoda; Insecta; Hymenoptera; Halictidae. Gene Ontology annotation, biological process: cell migration.
GCGCCCUCAGUGUCUCGCGGUUCAUCGAUCAGUGUGGUGUGUGUCGCGUUGUUGCUCCGGUGGAUUUUUUUGGUGGUUUGUUCCUGCCUUGGACGUACGGCGUACCUUUUUCGUUUGGGUUUUCGGGAGCGGUGAGCGCGGUGUCGAUCGAGGCAGGGGGCUCGUGAACGGGCCCACAGAGCGGCAACCAGAGAGGACAAAAUGCAACCGAGGAUAUACUGGAUUCUGAUCAGCACGGCCGUCAUUCUCGCGGGAUGCAACGCCGCUACCGAGAAGGACCAAAGCGAGAAGGAGAGGACGGCGGGAGGAAGUUCUACGUACAACUCCCCGGACGAUCUCUACCUAGACGAUCAGGAACCUUUGGAAGGCUCUGGUCGAGGUGGCAGUGAAGGUCACGACGACCUUGAAUCGUCCGGUAGCGGUCUUGGUCCCGACGACGAGGACGGCGACGACGAUCACGAUUUCAGCAACAACAAUAGGAUAGACCCGGUGCCGAACAACAGGCCGACAGAGCCGGAUGAGCCGUACUCCGUCGAUGAGCCGAUAAUCAAGCCCAAGGAAAAGGCCAACGUAGAGACUGUAAACCGACCCGGCAACGAGGUCGAUGUAAUCGGGCCCUCAGGUGUCGAGGGCGACCACUCGGACAACACAGACGUCUACAUGAAUCCGAAACACGAGGACCGCGCUAGCUCCUUCUUUGCCCAGCCAGGCGUGCUGGCAGCGGUGAUCGGAGGAGCGGUAGUAGGGCUGCUAUGCGCGAUCCUGGUGGUGAUGUUCAUCGUGUACAGGAUGCGCAAGAAGGAUGAGGGCUCGUACGCCCUGGACGAGCCGAGGAGAUCACCGGCGGCACAGGCGUUCCCGAAACCGGGCGCGCCGCAUCACAAUCGAGAGUUCUACGCUUGAGGCGGCGAAGCCUAAGCCUGGCUUUGACAUCGCCGAGUUUUGCCCCACGACACUACGCCGAGAAAGACGAUGUCCUUCGACCGAAUUAAGCGCCGCAGCCGCCUACCGUCGCGACAAUCUAUCGCAGCGGUACACAAUAUGUCCCGCGAGGCUCUGCUCCCGCGGAACGCACGCCUCGUCGUCAGCAACAAAACACGGGGGUUGGCUCCCCUAACCGGGGGAAGCGUCAGCGCCAGCGCACAACCUCUUUUUUCCGUCAUCCUUCGAUCAAGCAUAAUAUCCUCAACAAUCCUCUCUCCGUCGCUUUGCUUUUCCGUUUCGCUAAGACACCUCGGACCUCGGUCAGUCGUGCCAUCCCCCCCCCCCCCUAACCAGUCGUAACUUAACCUAUACACCCUUUAACAAGUGUGUCUACCCCCGUUCGUGAUUGAUCGCUCGGUGGUGGACACACAACGCAGCCAACCUUUUGGCUUAACGACGCUUUCUUUCGCCGCCCUAACGCCUCCCAACGUCGCGGAUCGGUACUUCGGGAGUACAGAACUUUUUCCUCCUUUCUUUCGGACGUUCGGUCGAUAGGCUCCACACCUCCGAUAGAGAGAAAGAGAGAGUUAGACUGAGAACGAGAGUGAAAGUGAGAGAAAGUGAGAGUGUGUGUGUCUGUGAAUGAGAGAGAGAGAGAGAGAGAGAGAGAGAGAGAGAGAGAGAGAAUGAGUGAGUGAGGACACGCGGGCAUGUGGUGCGCUGAUCGAAGGAGAAGGGUAGCAAACUCAGUUCGCCGAGUCCUCGUCGGCGCUAGGUCGCGGCUAAUUAUUCCAGAUGCAUUUACAGAGCGUAUAUGUAUUUAGGCGUACGUAUACGCCCACAUCACCCCCAGCCCCUGUAUAGGACCGAGAGCGCGAAAAUUCGUGGGCGAUAAACGCUGCUGGUAUAAUCGUUAAUCAUUCUGUCCCCCGCGCCCGCCCCCUGGUGGAAGGAGGGAAGGAAGAAGGAUCGUUGCGCCAACCGUGAUUUCUUUUCGACGCGCAUCCACGCGACCUCAUUUAUCAGGCCAACGCUAAACCGAGAGAGCACUGUUUGCUCUGGGAGUACCAACGAUCGCCCUGAGCUCUCCGCGGAGCCCCGGAGCACUGCCCCUCGGGGCAAACGGUGCCUAUGUUCCUGGCCAACCGAUUCCCCCUAGCUCUUUGUUUCGCUCGGUUUUCUUCAGUCAACGAUUCUCAUCAUUUUAAUGCUUUGACCAGCGGGGUCUUAACCCCC